AAUGACCAAUGACCCUGUCUUAUUUAUUUUUCUUUUGCUUUUAUUUAUUUAAGAAUUUCAUCUUUGUUUGACACUAAUGAAGAGACACAUUAAAUUUUUGUUUUGGUUUACGUGCAGCUGCUGGUUAUUAUUGAAUAAGUGAAUAAUUAGAAACUAGUUAAUUUUCGAAGUGAAAGUGCUUCACAAAAAAUGGGUUUUGAGUUGGAUCGUUUCGAAGGAGAUGUAGACGAAGAAUUAAUUUGUCCAAUAUGUUCAGGCGUUUUAGAAGAUCCUUUACAGGCUUCUGUAUGUGAGCAUGCAUUCUGCAGAGCCUGCAUACAAGAAUGGGUGUCUCGACAACCCACUUGUCCAGUAGACAGACAACAUAUUACCUUUGCACAAUUGCGACAAGUCCCUCGGAUACUGCGGAAUCUUUUGGCAAGGCUUUGUAUUCGUUGUGAAAAUGCACAGUAUGGAUGUACACAAAUAUUAAAAUUAGAUACUUUGUCUUCACACUUAGAAGAAUGUGAACAUAACCCCAAAAGACCGUUGCCUUGUGAGCAAGGCUGCGGGCUUGUAAUUCCAAAGGAUGAGCUCAAGGAUCACAACUGCAUUAAAGAAUUGAGGGCUCUAAUUCAAACACAACAACAAAAACUAAACGACUUUCAGCAAGAAUUGACAGAACAAAAAUUUACAAUAGGUGAACAGAAAAGAGAGCUACAACUUCUAAAGGAUUUUAUGAAAGCAAUGCGCAUUUCGAAUCCUUCAAUGCGAGCCAUAGCUGAUCAAAUGGAGAGAGAUGAAGUACUGAGAUGGAGUAAUACGUUACAAAGGGCAAGAGUUACGCGUUGGGGUGGGAUGAUUUCAACCCCAGAUGAAGUUUUGCAGCGGAUGAUAAAGAGGACACUGAGCGAAAGUGGAUGCCCGUCACAUAUCCUGGAAGAUUUGAUGGAAAAUUGUCAUGAAAGGCGCUGGCCGCCUGGUUUGAGUUCAUUAGAGACCAGACAGAAUAAUAGACGUCAGUAUGAGAACUAUGUGUGUAAAAGAAUCCCUGGCAAGCAAGCCGUUCUUGUUCUGCACUGUGACAACCAACACAUGGGAGACGAUAUGAUGGUUGAGCCUGGUCUUGUGAUGAUUUUUGCCCAUGGGAUCGAAUAAAACAGCUCUCUGAGACUGUCACAGUACAAUACAUUCCAUACAAAAAGCUUUACUGUCAUUCAACAAACCGUGGUUCGUUUUGCAACGCCUGAUGUGAAAAAAAACUCUUCUCAAUGUGUUUCGAGUUAUUUUUUGGGCUUAGUUGUUUCUGUAAAGAAUUAUUUGUCAUGUGUAGCCAAAAACUAUCUACUUGAAAACGAGAAUCUCAUCGUGAGGUAAAAACUGUUUUUAAAUUUCUUUUUGAAGUCCCAAUCAAUAAAUCAUGUAAGUGUUGUGAUAAUAUUGAGAUUUUUCCUGACCUUUGGGCAAUUAUUUGAAUAGAAACUGAUUUUGUCUUGUUUUGAGUACAAAUCUAGUAGGUAACAAUUAGCUUGCUUGCAAUUUUUAUUUAGAAUUUGAACAAAUGAAAGAAACAAAAUUUAAACCAAAGUUUUUUUUUUGAUUUGUUUGUUAAGUUGGAAAUUUUGUUUUCGUUUUGUUGCCUUGGUGCUUUAAAUUGUGUUCAAUUAGAUAAAAUAAAAAAGCAAAAUUAGAUAAACAUUUGUAAUUAAAUUAAAUCGUUUCUCCUUCCAGUAUGACAAUACAACAAUUCCAUUACUCGAAUUUAAUGUUGUGAAAGUAUUAUUAAUUUAUAAUAAAUUGAAUGAUCGUUAAAUAUGUUUACAUUUUUGUAUCUGCAUUUCUAUUUCUGUAUUGAAAUUGCUUAUUUUUUAUAUUAUCGUGUAUAAGCAGGGUUUUCAACUCAUAAAAAUUUUUUUCAUUACCGAGGACAUUUUCUUCUAUUUAGAUACGAUUUUAGAAAUUAUUUUAGUUGUAAAUUUUAGGUUUAUUAUUAAUAUUGAUCUCAUAAAAUGUUUUAUUUUUGGAGUCAUUCCCCUUUAAAUUGGCGAAUGACUGCUAGUCACUAUGGAUCUGAAAAUUAGUUAAACAUGUGAUCGUUAUCGGUUUUUAAUUAAUUAGUCUUUCGGAGGGUUGUAAAUAUUCAAAGCAGUGCCAAGUCUAAUUUUUACUCUAAUAGUAAUAAAAAAGUAGUUAAGAAAACAUUUAGACAAAUGAAAGUUUGAAAAAAUCCAAAACUUUUAAAAUUUUCCUCGUAUACGUUAUAUUGCUGCAACUUUUUGGAAUUCCCCUCGUAACUAAACGUAAAGUUUAAUCAAAAUCACAGAUAAAAAAGUUGCAAAAAGCAUUUGCAUCAAAUGUUUCCAAAAAGCUUCACCAUUAUGGUCCUUACCCACAUUAUUUUUUUUUACAAUUAGUAUUAGGUAUAAUAAUCACAUGAGGCUUACUUACAACUUAUUAUAAUAACGAGAAAUGCGCAAAAUGUUUUUAUUGAUAAUCAUGCAAUUUAGUAUUAUCUAUAAAGUGAAAAAGAUGCGAAAAUGUAUUUUCUAAAUAAUUAUACUUUUUCCAUUUGUUAGUUAAGCGCUUUUGUUGUGUUGGGCAUUUCGCGUUUUUUUUUUUUAUAA
This is a messenger RNA of Agrilus planipennis (emerald ash borer), 2603 nucleotides long. It is a transcript of the gene elgi, whose product is annotated as E3 ubiquitin-protein ligase NRDP1. The coding region runs from base 190 to 1137 and encodes 315 amino acids. NCBI's taxonomy places the organism in Eukaryota, Metazoa, Arthropoda, Insecta, Coleoptera, Buprestidae. Gene Ontology annotation, molecular function: metal ion binding; ubiquitin protein ligase activity. The transcript is spliced from 5 exons. Gene Ontology annotation, biological process: regulation of canonical NF-kappaB signal transduction; protein K63-linked ubiquitination; positive regulation of JNK cascade. The record is from RefSeq and is a predicted model, not a curated record. Gene Ontology annotation, cellular component: plasma membrane signaling receptor complex.